GUCUGUAGGAAAGGAAGAUCAAAAUGGGCGUUUUGGCAGGCACAAUUGGCUUCACCGUUGACCCGGCGGCGUUUCUCCCCAAGAAACCCUAUACUAUUACAUCCCAUCUCCGGCGUACAACCUCAUCCUCCUUGGCUUCUGUUGGAGUACGAGAAGAACAUCCACAUCCACUUGGAGGAGCGGUGGUAGUGGUGGCCGCCAAUAGAUGGGUGUUCUUCAAUUUCAAUAAGGCACUUAACGCUUCCAGGUCUUGGAAAGGGAAAGCGAGGGCCAAUGGUUCUCCUGGUCUCUACUCUGCUCAAAGCUUCGAGCUCACAGCAGAGAACGUGGACUUAGUCCUCGAGGAUGUUCGACCCUAUCUUAUUGCCGAUGGAGGAAACGUCGAUGUUGUUUCCGUCCAAGAUGGAGUCAUCUCUCUCAAGCUUCAAGGAGCAUGUGGGAGCUGUCCUAGCUCGACAACCACCAUGAAGAUGGGGAUAGAACGAGUAUUAAAGGAGAAAUUUGGAGAAGCAAUCAAGGAUAUCUGCCAGGUCUCUGAUGACCAGCAGAGCGAGACGACUGUUGAGACGGUGAAUGGUCAUCUUGAUAUACUAAGGCCAGCCAUUAAAAGUUAUGGUGGGAGUAUCGAAGUACUAUCCAUUCAGGGAGGAGAUUGCUAUGUACGAUAUAUGGGGCCUCAGUCAAUUGGAUCAGGAAUCAAAGCAGCCAUCAAAGAGAGAUUCCCAGACAUUGUGAAUGUUUUCUUCAGCGACUAAUCUGCAGUCAAGAAAGUAUAUGGAGGCAUGGAGAGGCACAGGAUAAGGAAUCCAUGCGGAGAGCUCACUUUCUUUUACUUUAAUAUUUCAUUUGGUAAUACAUGCUCUUUUAAAUCACAUGCAUCUUCGAGUGCAUGUAUAUUUUGUUUAUG
Messenger RNA from Telopea speciosissima, 907 nucleotides. Its product is annotated as nifU-like protein 1, chloroplastic. Gene Ontology annotation, molecular function: iron ion binding; iron-sulfur cluster binding. Gene Ontology annotation, cellular component: mitochondrion. The coding region runs from base 24 to 755 and encodes 243 amino acids. NCBI's taxonomy places the organism in Eukaryota, Viridiplantae, Streptophyta, Magnoliopsida, Proteales, Proteaceae. The record is from RefSeq and is a predicted model, not a curated record. The transcript is spliced from 3 exons. Gene Ontology annotation, biological process: iron-sulfur cluster assembly.